CCAGCGAGCAGUCAGAAGAGAUGGGCACAGAUUCCAGGCCGUCCUAGGCCUCCUUUCACCCUCAGGCCAGGGAGUGUCAAGUGCACUGGCUGGUUGCCUUCCUCCCUGUUUCUGUGGUAGCUGAAGACCACCCUGCCGGCUUGCAGGAUGGAGCAAGGCUGUGAGGAGAAGCAGGACUCAGUGUGCAGCCUGGUGGCUGUGUUUGAGAGCAACAGAAGGACCCUGGAAGCAACACCGGGACCCCACAGCCCCAAGGACCAGCCCCAGAGCCCUGAACACCAGCUGCCUCUGUCCCUACGGCCUUGGGAGGCGCCUCCUGAUGGGGAGGCCUUGAAAUCUGAGCUCCGGCCAGUCAGCAGGACAUAUCUGAGCUCCCUCAAGAAUAAGCUAUCAAGUGGGGCUUGGAGGAAAUCUCACCAGCCUGGGGCCAGCCCAGGGCCAGAGACUCAGGAACCCGAGGAGAAGAGGGUCGUGCAGGAACUUCUGGAGACGGAGCAGGCCUACGUGGCUCGCCUGCACCUGCUUGACCAGGUGUUCUUCCAGGAGCUGCUGAGGGAGGCAGGCCGGAGCAAGGCCUUCCCCGAGGACGUGGUCAGGCUCAUCUUCUCCAAUAUCUCCUCGAUCUAUCGCUUCCACGCACAGUUCUUCCUUCCAGAGCUACAGCGGCGAGUGGACGGCUGGACAGCCACACCCCGCAUUGGGGAUGUGAUCCAGAAACUGGCCCCGUUUCUGAAAAUGUACAGCGAGUACGUGAAGAACUUUGAACGGGCGGCGGACCUGCUGGCCACCUGGAUGGACAGGUCUCAGCCCUUCCAGGAGGUGGUCGCCCGCAUCCAGCGCCGCGAAGCCUCGGGCAACCUGACCUUGCAGCAUCAUAUGUUGGAGCCCGUGCAGAGAAUCCCGCGGUACGAGCUGCUGCUCAAAGAAUAUGUGCAGAAGCUGCCAGCCCAGGCCCCAGACCUCGAAGAUGCCCAGAGAGCCCUGGACAUGAUCUUCUCAGCUGCACAGCACUCCAAUGCAGCCAUUGCAGAGAUGGAGCGACUGCAGGGCCUGUGGGAGGUAUAUCAGCGCCUGGGCCUGGAGGAUGACAUUGUGGACCCCUCCAACACCCUGCUCCGAGAGGGCCCUGUCCUCAAGAUCUCUUUCCGCCGCAGCGAUCCAAUGGAGCGCUACCUGUUUUUGUUCAACAACAUGCUGCUGUAUUGCGUACCUCGAGUCCUUCAAGUGGGUGCCCAGUUCCAGGUGCGGACCCGCAUCGAUGUGGCCGGCAUGAAGGUGCGGGAGCUGACUGACGCUGAGUUUCCACACUCCUUCCUGGUGUCCGGAAAGCAGCGCACACUGGAACUGCAGGCCCGGUCCAGAGAGGAAAUGGUUUCCUGGAUGCAGGCCUGCCAGGCAGCUAUUGACCAAGUGGAGAAGCGGAGUGAGACCUUCAAAGCUGCUGUCCAGGGACCUCAAGGGGACACACAGGAGCCUGAGCCACAGGCGGAGGAGCUGGGUCUCCGAGCGCCUCAGUGGGUCCGAGACAAGAUGGUGACCAUGUGUAUGCGCUGCCAGGAGCCCUUCAAUGCCCUGACGCGUCGGCGCCACCACUGCCGGGCUUGUGGCUACGUAGUAUGUGCCAAGUGCUCUGACUACCGUGCAGAGCUGAAAUAUGACGGCAACAGGCCCAGCCGAGUCUGCCUAGCCUGCUACACUUUUCUCACCGGAAACUUGCUCCCUGACCGGAAGGAGGACAAGAGGCGGGGCAUCUUGGAGAAAGAGGCCUCAGCAAGCCCUGACCAGAGUCUGGUGUGCAGCUUCCUGCAGCUCAUGGGGGACAAGUGGGGCAGGAGCGGACCCCGGGGCUGGUGUGUGAUCCCGAGGGAUGACCCUCUUGUGCUGUAUGUCUAUGCAGCCCCCCAGGAUAUGAAAGCUCACACCUCCAUCCCCCUGCUGGGCUAUCAGGUGACUAGAGGGCCCCAGGGGGACCCUCGGGUUUUCCAGCUGCAGCAGUCAGGCCAGCAGUACACCUUCAAAGCUGAGUCUGAGGAGCUGCAGGGCCGCUGGGUGAGGGCUAUCAAGCGAGCUGCCAGUGGCCAGACCCCUGUGGGACCUGAUGAAGAGGACCUGUCUGACUGAUUGGAUCACAGCUAGCUGUCCUUCAUGACCCUUGCCCGUGACAGUCUUCCCAGGCUGCUGCUGCUGCCCUGUCACUUUAUCCCAAACUGGGCUACCCUGACCCAUCUGUCAUCUAUGCCCAGACGGUCCUUACUGACUCUGCAUCCAGCAGACACUUUGGGGUUCUUUCCUUCAGGAAGACACAACCACGCAUUCCGGCUGGCUGGGGGUUGGAAGGCCCCCUGGGCCAUG
Messenger RNA from Acomys russatus (golden spiny mouse), 2352 nucleotides. It is a transcript of the gene Fgd2, whose product is annotated as FYVE, RhoGEF and PH domain containing 2. The record is from RefSeq and is a predicted model, not a curated record. Gene Ontology annotation, molecular function: guanyl-nucleotide exchange factor activity; metal ion binding. Gene Ontology annotation, cellular component: cytoplasm. Gene Ontology annotation, biological process: filopodium assembly; cytoskeleton organization. The transcript is spliced from 16 exons. NCBI's taxonomy places the organism in Eukaryota, Metazoa, Chordata, Mammalia, Rodentia, Muridae. The coding region runs from base 148 to 2121 and encodes 657 amino acids.